This is a messenger RNA of Acanthosepion pharaonis, 1488 nucleotides long. The record is from the annotation of a GenBank genome assembly. NCBI's taxonomy places the organism in Eukaryota, Metazoa, Mollusca, Cephalopoda, Sepiida, Sepiidae.
AUGCACUAUAAAGUUUCUUUCUCCUUUUUUUCUUCUUUCUGUGUUAUUUUCUUUCUUUCUUUUUUAUUUUGCAUAAAUCUUAACUUAUUUGUUUCUUUCAUUCUUAAUUUCUUUCUCAUUCUGUUUUUUACUAUUUUUUUUCACCAUAAAGUUCUUUCUUGUUUUUCUUUAUUUUUUUCUUCCCUUUUUUUUAAGCUACUUUCUCUAUUUCCUUCAUUCUUUCUUUCACUGUUUUUGGCUUUUGAUCUUUUGUGCAUCCAACUUCUGUUAUACCUGUUAUUUAUUUUGUUCUUUCUGAAGCUUCCUUUUUUCUUAUUUCUUUUAUUUCAAUAUUCUUUCUCUCUCCAUGCUUUAGUUCAUUCUUCUUUCUUUCUUUUAGAAUACUAUACAUUUCUUCCUUUCUUCUUUCCUUUCUUAGAAUUUAUUUUGUCCUUUUGCUUUGAAAUGUUUCUUUCUUUCUUUCAUUCUUUCUUUCUUUCUUUUUAUCACUCUUUGCUUUUGUCUUUUUUCUUUUCUCACUGCUUUUCCUUUUACUUCUCUUUUUUAUUUUCAGUUCUGUCUAUUGCUUAUCUUUUCUUUCUUUCUUUCACUAAACUUCUUUUGGUGGUUCCUUUUUAUUCUUUCUGUAUUUUUCCUCCAGAUACUUUCUGCUUUCCCCUAUCUUUUUUGUUUCUUUUAUCAGAAUUUAAUUCUUUCAUCUUCAUUCUUCAUAAUUUUCUGUUGAUUUUUCUCUUUAGUUUUUCCCCUUAUUCUUUCUCAUUUAUUAAAAUCCUUCCCACUCCAUCGUUUUUCUUUCAAUUCUGGUCUAUUCUUUUCUUUCUUGAUUGUUUGCUUCUUCCACUUUUUCUUUUUGUAACUUUCCUUUUUCUUUUUUCUUUCUUCCUCACUUUCUUUUUUUCUUUCUUUCCUUCUUUUUUUAUCUUUCCUUUUUCUUUCUUUCUUCUUUCUUUCUUUCUUUCUUUCUUUUUUCACUUUGAAUUCUCCAUCUUUUCCCACAUUUUCAGCAUCUUAAGCAAAAAAUCAUUUUCUUUUUUCUUUUCCUGUCUAAACACAAAUUCCAUUUUUUCUUCUGUUCUUUGCGUAAGCAAAAAUCUUUUAAUUUUCUCUCUUUUCCUAAACAUACAUUCUUUCUUUCUUUCCUUCUGUUCAUCUACUUCUCUCUCUCUUUCUUUCUUUCUUUUUCACAGAUUAUUUUUUUCCAUUAUUCUUUCUUUCUGCUUCUCUAUUUCUUUUUUCUUUCUUUCUUUACUUCUGUUCAUCUAUUGUACUCUUUUUUCUUUCUUUCUAUUAUGUAAGCAAAAGUUUUUCUUUCAUUUUUCUUUCUAUUCCUGUUUAAGCACAAAUUCUUUCUUUCUUUUUUUCUUUCUUUCUUUCUUUAAAAUUCUCCUGCAAGUAAAUUUUCUACCUCAAUUGUUUUUUUUACCAUUCUUUUCUUGCCGUUCAUUUUUCUAUCUUAUUGACCAUUCUUUCUUUUAUCAUUCUUAUUGA